AUGCUGGCGGCCGCCGUACACGAGUCGGCGCUUACCGGCGCCUUUCUGUUACCGGAACGAAUGGAUCAGUUCGAAAUUGAAGCCAGGAUUCGCAAAGCGAAGGCCGAAUGUCAAACGGUAUUUGUCCACAACGAUUGUCUGUUCAUCGACUACCAGUACGUGUGUUCGAUGCCUUUCGACUUGCUCGAGUGCCAAAUGCAGGUGAGAAACGCUCCUCCAAGUCUGGACGGUUGCUUCGCUGCAAACGGCGUUAAUAAGCUUGCGCCGGUUCCGCCGAUACUCGGCACAUCUGCAAGCGCUCGAUCGUCGCUCAUCACGCUGGCAAUCGGUGCGGGCAAUGGCCAAGCCCAUCGGCAACAAAAGAGUUACGAGUCGUUGUUAAUCACCGUUGGUGGUUGUUGCAACGUGGCGCAGCGAAACAGUGGUAUCAUCAUCGACGAAACGGAAACGAAAAAUGCAUGA
Messenger RNA from Soboliphyme baturini, 462 nucleotides. The record is from the annotation of a GenBank genome assembly. NCBI's taxonomy places the organism in Eukaryota, Metazoa, Nematoda, Enoplea, Dioctophymatida, Soboliphymatidae.